CACGUCAAUAAAUAUGAAAAUACUAAAUAUUUUAAUAUUAUUUAUAUCAACUGCAUUAGCUAAAUCAUCUUUAUUAGAAAAAUAUGAUAAUUUAUCAAAGAAGUCAGAUUUCGUAGUAAAACUAAAUGACAAAAGCUAUGAUGACUUGAUUAACAACCCAGAGAGGGAUUUUAGCGUCGCAGUAACGCUCACAGCAAUGGAUGAAAGGAUGAAAUGUCUACCAUGUCAUAAAUUUCAACCUGAGUUUAGCUCUGUCGCUAAACAUACUAAGAAGUCUUCAAAUAAGGAUAACAUCAUAUUCGCUAGUCUUGAUUUCAUGGAUGGUCAAUCUAUUUUUCAAAGGAUGCAACUUAAUACUGCACCAAGUUUGUUUUAUCAUCCAGCACAUACAUCCAAGAGUGUCUUAUAUGAUUUCAACAGACAGGGUUUCUUAGCUGAGCGUAUUGUUGACUUCAUAAAUGCGAACUCAGAGUUUAAUUACACCUACAAGAGACCAAUUGAUCACACAAAGACCUUACAAUUGCUAUUUGUGUUGGCAAUCGUAACGAUACUCGCAAAAAGAUACUGGAAUAGUCUCACUAAACCUUUCAUUCUCUCCAAGUGGUCAUGGGCAACCGUCACUCUCACAACUAUCGUCGUUAUGACUUCAGGUUAUAUGUGGAAUCAAAUACGCAAACCUCCUCAAAUGGUCAUGACGAAACAAGGUGCACAAUACUUCGCUAAUGGUGUUACAACCCAGUAUAGAGUUGAAACUAUCAUUAUUAGCUCUAUAUAUACCUUACUUGCAGUUUCAAUCGUUGUUUUAUCAACUUUAGUACCAAAAAUAGAUAAUCCAUCUAGACAAAGAGUCGCAGUCUACCUUUGGACAUUCAUUUUGAUGAUAACCUUUAGUGUUUUAGUUUAUAUCUUCAGAAUGAAGCAACCAAUUUACCCAUUCAGACUCUUCUUUUAAACAUAAAGC
Wallemia mellicola CBS 633.66 is the source of this 961-nucleotide messenger RNA. RefSeq lists its product as hypothetical. The record is from RefSeq and is a predicted model, not a curated record. Bases 14 to 952 code for a protein of 312 amino acids. NCBI's taxonomy places the organism in Eukaryota, Fungi, Basidiomycota, Wallemiomycetes, Wallemiales, Wallemiaceae. Gene Ontology annotation, cellular component: oligosaccharyltransferase complex. The transcript has 2 exons.